AUGGUUUUGUGGAACACUGGGUACAAAACCCCCAAAGUGGCUGUCCUACCCUGUAAAACUGUUUGCUCCCAGGUGGUUCAUGGCCAAGCGGUGAUCAGUGUCUUUAUUUACUGUCUUAGAAUUCUACAUAUUUAUGCAGCUAAAGGUAUGAGGGCGUAUACACUGGCAGCUGCAGAGCGCAUGAAAUUGCUGCGAAGACUUGAUGCCAAGGAACACAGAGGAAAGACUCCCCUGCUGGUGGCCGUCACUGCCAGACAGCCAGCUAUUGUCUAUGAUUUGAUCCAGACAGGAGCAGACGUCAAUGCCGUAGACAACAAAGGGCAGUCAGCUUUACAUCUUGCUGCAACCUAUGGGUAUGCCCAAGUUCUUCAGGUUAUACUGUCACUAGGUUUCCCUCUUGAUUUAGAAAUUAAGGAUUUUGAAGGACAUACCCCACUCCACUGUGCUGUCCUGGCUCACAAUGCCCUGCUCCGCGAGCAGGGUUGCCAGACGUUGACAGAGGAGCAGCAGAAAGAUCUUCAGCACCAGAGUGAAGAGCUGGAGUCCUGUAUCCACCUCCUGGUGCAGACAGGCGCCUCCAUCUACAGCCGGGAUGUGAAAAGCAACAAGACGGUUAUUCAUUAUACAGUCCAGGAUGGGAACAUCUCCCUGCUCAGAUACUUCUUGGAGCUGAAUGCUUUCAAGUCCAAGGACUUUGUCAACAACAAGGCACAUGGCAACACAGCUUUGCAUAUGGCAGCUGCAUUGCCUCGUGACAAGAACCAGAAAGAAAUCGUCCAGUUGCUCCUCGACCACGGAGCAGACCCAAGCAUCCGAAACUUAGACAACGAUCAGCCAAUCCACAUGGCUCCUUCCGGAAAGGCUGGGGAUCAGGUUAGGCAUUUGCUGAAGAAAGGGAAAGUUGCGUCUGCAUUCCUUUCCUGUCGCCAAAAUGCCAGAUCCUAG
Eurypyga helias (sunbittern) is the source of this 945-nucleotide messenger RNA. RefSeq names its product nuclear factor of kappa light polypeptide gene enhancer in B-cells inhibitor, delta (gene NFKBID). Gene Ontology annotation, molecular function: protein binding. Lineage: Eukaryota; Metazoa; Chordata; Aves; Eurypygiformes; Eurypygidae. Gene Ontology annotation, cellular component: nucleus. Gene Ontology annotation, biological process: regulation of gene expression. The record is from RefSeq and is a predicted model, not a curated record.